Molecule: messenger RNA, 717 nt
Organism: Mauremys mutica (yellowpond turtle)
Lineage: Eukaryota; Metazoa; Chordata; Testudines; Geoemydidae
Product: izumo sperm-egg fusion protein 3-like
Exons: 7
Coding region: 1-684 (227 amino acids)
Source: RefSeq, a predicted model, not a curated record
AUGAGGUCACAGCGGGGCCGGGGAUCCGUGGACAUGUCCUGCUCCCUCCUGCUCCUCCUGCUGCUGCUGCGCCCCCAGGGGGCGGGCGGCUGCCUGCACUGCGACCGGCCCUUCCUGCGGGGGCUGGGGGUGCUGCUGGGGGAGGCGGUGCCCUCUGAAGUGCCCAACCGGGACGCCCUAAUUCAGCGCCAGGUCGAGGCCUUUGAGCGCCUCUACAGCACCCACCUGCCAGAGAAACACCACCGGGUGCUGGAUGUCCGCAGGAUGCUGGCUGUGAAAGCUGCUCUGAGCGGCUGGCUGAGGGCUCUCAAGGAGACGCCCUGGAAAGGGGUUCACCUGCUGCAGCUGAUGCUGGCCCAGCACCGCGAGUCCCUGCGAACCCGCCUCCGAGAGGCCCUGGAGAGCUUCGCCGACGUGGCCUGCUCCGAGGACUGCACGGUUACAGAGGGGCCAGUUCUCGACUGCUGGACCUGCCUUCGCAUCAAUGCCCAGUGCUUCGACGGGGAGCUCUGCGGAGAGGAGGACCCACGGGACGCGGAGAGGAAGGAAAUCACCCUCUAUCUCUUCCUGGUCUGCCAGUCCGUGCUCCUGGCCUCGGCCGCACUGCUGUACUGCGUGUGCUGCCGUCACCGCAGGUGGCUGGAGGACAGGGCCUGGGCCGGACCGGGCACGUGGCUGUGCUAGCCAGGUGAGGGACUGAGAAGGGGGCAGCGGGAC